UUCUAAUAUGUGUAGUAGAUACUGUGAGUUUGAGAAGACUGAAAAAAUCCGACCGCGCAGUAUUUAAGUUGCGCCUAAGUAAUGGCAACUGGCAGUUCGGGUGAUAGCUACUAUUGCCACUCUUGCGAGGCUGAGGUCGUCCCAAACUUGCAGGUUAUUUUAAAAUAACAUUCUUUAAUUAUUGUUCAGGACUUUACAUGUUCAGCGUGUCACUCAGGUUUCAUUGAAGCAAUUAGCCCAGGUGGUUUAUCAUCAAAUCAAACAGAAGUAUAUAUCUGUCAUUCUAACCUUUAUUUAUAACAGUUAGAUGCAAUGCAGAUGAUAGGUCAGCUAUUUGGAGGUUCGCUUAGCGAUAAUAUUGUUCGCUAUUUUGCAGCACCUAGGGAUGACCUUAGUUCAACAGAUGAUGAGUCAUUAGAAAGGGAGAAUUUAGCUAGAAGGUCGCGACGAUCGACAAGAAAUUCAAAUCAUAGGUCGACACGAGAACGUGUGUAUACUCGUGUUCCGGAUGGUCGUCAUGCUUUUUCUACUCGCAUCCAGUUAUCAAGUGUGGAUCAUCCAUUCAGGUUGCCAUUUUUAUCAAACUUUCCAUCAGCUGAUGGAGAUAUGCAAAAUCUUGUUUUUAAUAGAGCUAUCUUUGACCAGAUUAUCACUAUGUUAGUGAAUGAGUUACAAGUGGGUCCACCACCUGCCCCAGAAUCAGCCAUUGCAGACUUACCUACAAGUAUUUUGACUGAAGAACAAGCAUUAAAGUUGGGUAUUUGUUCAAUAUGCUUUGAUGAUUUCAAAGAAUCCGAAUCAGUAAUCAGAUUACCAUGUGCUCACACCUACCAUCAAACUUGUGUUACAACAUGGUUAAAACAGCAUGGAACUUGUCCGGUUUGUCGAAAGGAUUUAUCCGGACAUGAUACUUCACGAUAUGAAGAUCCACGUCCAAACUUAACAGGAAAUAGUAAUGGUUCAAGCUCUUCCACUUCCUAGUCUUCAUUAUUCUUUCGAUUUUGUAAAAACAAAUAUAAAACCGUAAAUUCAUUAAAUUUGUCUAUUUUCACACAAACACUUCAGAAACAAUCCAGCUAAUAUAUAUAUAUAUAUAUAUAUAUAUAUAUAUAUAUAUAUCGAAGUGUAUCAGCGAGAUGCUGUAUAGUUUCAUCAUUUUCUCUUUUUUGUCUCUUCCCAUUAUGUAGCAUAUUUUUUCCUUGUGUAUGUAUGAUGAACCCAAACAGCCCUGUGUUAAUUUGUGUUUGAUAAUUUUUCUCUGUUUCUUCUGAGAUCCGACUUUUCUAUCAAGAUUUUUUUUACCAAGAUUGUUGCAUUAUCUUACCCAAUUAAUUUCACAAUAACUAUUAAAUGCGUCCAUCUUACUUUGUUUAUCACUAUUAUUAUUGUUCAUGUAUUCACUAGCUUCGUGAUAAGACUACUACUUGCUUUCUAAUCCCCACUCCACCUUUUUGCAGAAAUAAAGUGAAUACUCAGAAGAGGGUUUUUCAUACUUCUCUACUUGUAAUGUAGUAAUUGUCAAUUAAUUAUCAAUCAAUAAAAAUAAAAUGACGUAACGUUAUUUUCUUUGGUUCAGUCUAAUUGUUUAUUUCGUCCGCCAUUCCAAUUCUCGCUUCAUUAUUCUAUCUCAUUAUCAGUUACUAUUCCGUAUAGAUAUACAGAUAAGUAUUAUUGAAAUUUCAGUUCAAUAUCUAUGUCCUAUGAAGAAAACUUGAGUAUAUAUAAAACUAGCUUAUUAUAUCUUUGGUUGACAAUCUCACUAUUUUUUACUUUAUCUAAGAUUUAUUUCUAUUCCUUGCUUCUCUAAACAAUUCCUAAAGGGACUUAGUAUUUAUUUGAUUAUCCUGUCCCAAAAUAAAUCAGUCUGACUGGACAUGUCGAUAAUUAAGGUUGGUAGAAAUAUUCCUGCACCCUUUCAAGUUGGACUUUCAAUUUUAGUCCUCAUCAUUGUAUUAGCGAAAUCCACUAACCAGUAUUGUUUCC
Messenger RNA from Schistosoma spindalis, 1983 nucleotides. The record is from the annotation of a GenBank genome assembly. Lineage: Eukaryota; Metazoa; Platyhelminthes; Trematoda; Strigeidida; Schistosomatidae.